AUGUCAUGUCGCCGGAUGUCCUGUUUAGGCGUCACGCACCGCCCCGGCUUCCGAGUGCCCUCCGUGGGCUCAGCCAAGGCCGGGCUGAUGGACUCCAUCCGCUCAAUAAACCCUAACGCCCGCCUCAACUACGCCAAGGGCCUUACGAUCGAGGUUCCCGACGGCUCUGCGGUGGGCAGCGGGGGCCCCGAGUCCCUAGCGGCUGGACUACCGCCAGGUCACAACUUCCUGUCAUCGCUUCACCUACAUCACCAGCAAGCCGCACCGGCCUUAGGGGCGGGGCUGAUGUACGGCGGCGGCGGCAGCGGCGGUAUCCCACUGACACCCCACAGCACCGCCUCCUUGGCGGCGCUGACGGCCGCCGCCAGCGGCGGCCUUGCCGUACCGCCAUACGUUCCUGUACCGGUGCCGGUGCCGUACAUGAUGCCGCCCACGCCGCAUGGCGGCGGCGUCAAUGCCGCUGGGGGCUCAAUGAUGGGAUACUUGCUGCCGUACCAGCAGGAUAUGUACCAGGCCCUCAUGGAUAGACUGACGACACCGCGAACCUCGUUCGCGGGGUCCAGGAGCGGGCGCCGUACAUCCAUAUCUUCCGUACAUACACCACGCAUGUCCGAGGCGGGACCGUACGGCGCGCAGCAGUACGGGUCAGUUUCACCGGCAACAGGCAACGGCAACGGCUUCGGUGCCGUUUCGGAGCUGGAGCGCAUUGUGACGAACGACCCAGCGCCGAGUGGUUACACGUACGUGGUUCCCCGUGCAGCGUUAGGGCAGCUAAUCAACCGAGUGUAUCCGGGAUUACGGGACCGCGAGCGGGCCUACCUCGUGGGCGUGCUGGCCGCCUGCCUGCCGUACAAGAUGGCGUCGUACACGGAGGAUGACGUACUGCAUGCGGUACGCCAGGGCGCAGCCAUUGAGCGUGCGGUUCAGGAGCGGCGGCUUCCCGGGGACAUGGUGGCAGUGGCGGCCCGGCUGGCGGAUGACGUCAUGGGUAAUGCCGCAACGUACGGCACGGCGAGGACGGCUUUCCAGGAGGCGGAUCGCUUCCGCCGGGGUUACUUGCCGCUGACGGAGGCGGCCCGCAUGCUGACGCGGCUGAAUGCCGUACCACCCACGGCUGUGGCCUGGCUGAUGGCCGGCCUGGCACACUACGCCGCGACUGCACUACAGGGCGCAGCCGACCUGUCGUACAAGGAGCUCGGCGCCGGGCUGCUGUAUAUGUCGGAUAGCGCUGCCACCGCGGCCGCUGCCCCGUCAGCACAGCUGCCUUAUUAUUCAUCAUAUGAUCAAAAGGACAGCUAUGCCGUACCACCGGAUAGUACUACGCCGUACCCGUCGCCGUUCACGGGGCCGCAUUACCCAGUUCAGCAACCGCCGUACGGCGCUGGGGGACCAUCGUACGGUGCCGCUGCGCCGUCGUAUGUGGAGCGCUACCCGUCUCUAAGCUCCGUACCAUCAAUGGGAACGGCACCGCCACAAUCACCAGGAUCGUACGACAGCCGAUACCCUCUAUCACCUAGGGUAUCGUACAGCGGUCCCCCGCCACCGUACGGCUCUCCACAUCCGUACAACCAUCCUCCAAAUCCGUACGGCGGCCCUCCGAGCCCACACGGAGUCUCGCCGAACCCAUACAGUGCAUACCCAAUGGGCCCGUACGGCAGUCCGCCAUUGUCACCCCACGUGGGAUCCCUUUCGUACCCAGGGAUGCCGCCGCCGCCGCCGCCGCACUCGCCGUACGGGUCGUACACCGCUGCCAGCCACAUCCCCGUUGCGACGGCGUUGGACUACCCGACCGCCCCACUGGCCGCUGGUGGCGGCCCGGCGGCGGCGGCAGGAUUAUCUCUCGGUACGGCAUACAUGAUGUGGACGCACGACAAUCGGCAAGCUGUCGUCCAAAAGCACUUGUCGGAGGUGCUCAAGGGCCGGGUGGCGGAGCUGGAGGUCCAGAAGGGCGCCCUGGAAAAGGAAGCCGGGCUGCAAACCAAGAUACUGGACUUGUCUAAUGCGCUGCUGGCGAACGAGACCGCCCAACGGGACGUGUUGGGUCUCAUCCAGAGCUACACGGGCGCCGGCACUCCGCCGGUCAGCGUGGCGGAGAUGGUGGGCCGCAUCCGCACGACCUUGGAGGAGGCCCUGCAGCUGGCCAAGUCCGCAAGUGCACCAAGUCCCCUGGGGGGCCCGGGGCUGGGUCAGGGCGCUUCGGGACCCUCCGACUUCGAUUCGUUGCUGGACGCGCUGACCAACGCGCGCUGGGUGGGGGGUCAGCCCGUCAGCACCGAAACCCUCCGUACGGCACUGUCAUUGCGACGGGACGCGUUCGCAUUGCGGAGGGCCCAUACGGCGGCCAUGUUGGAGCUGGAGGCACGGCGCCAGGGUAUGCAGGUGGCGAGUCAGGAGGCCCAACAAGCCAUGUCCAUACAGCUACAGCUGCUACAGCUGCUGCCAGUCAAUGCUGCCAAUGUCUCAGCGCCGUACAGUUUCAUGACUGGCAGUCGUGCGCCGUCGACUGGCGGCUUGCCUCCAGCCAUCUACCCCGCGCCCCUCCACGACUGAACGAGCGAAGCGCCGACGAGAGGACGAUGGCGGGGGUGGCGAGGAGGGGAGGAAGGGGGAGAGAAAUGUUUGGCGGGGGGACGAACACACACACUGGGGGGGUUGCUGUGUAUGAUGAGGGCAGGAAGGGGGGUACUGGGGCGCCAGUAGGGAGAGAGGUGGGGGAGGGAAGUGCAGCGGCAAACGAGCCGCUGUUACAUGUUCAUCGUAUUUUCUGCUGAUGUCGCUGAUAUGCUGUUGGGACGUAGGGGGCAGCAAGUUACUUACAAAGGGGCAGCGGUGGCCACUAGGUAUCUUCCGAGUCGUUCUUACUGAUGUAUUUUUAUAUUAUAUGUGCUAUACUGUCAUUAUUAAUUACAUCCGCGUCCGAUUGAUCAUAUCAUAUUACACAUAUUCACGUAUAAAUCCCCCCCGCCCUUGCGAAGGGCAAAACCGUUAAUAUGGGAUCCUACGCCGUCAUGCAGUACAUAUUAUCUACUUAACUCGUGUAAUAUAUUAUGUAU
Volvox carteri f. nagariensis is the source of this 3053-nucleotide messenger RNA. RefSeq lists its product as uncharacterized. Lineage: Eukaryota; Viridiplantae; Chlorophyta; Chlorophyceae; Chlamydomonadales; Volvocaceae. The record is from RefSeq and is a predicted model, not a curated record. The transcript has 13 exons. The coding region runs from base 1 to 2550 and encodes 849 amino acids.